AUGCGCGUACUGUGCGUAGCUGAAAAACCAUCCAUUGCCAAGUCCAUUGCGCAGAUUUUAUCUGGCGGCGCAUUUGCAAAUCGAGAAGGACGCGAUAAAUAUUGCAGGAACUAUGACUUUCCCUACCGCUUACCCCGCGCAGUCCUCGGUGGUGCCGGUGCACGCAAUGCGCAGAUCGAUGUAGAAAUGACAUUUACAUCUGUGCGUGGGCACAUGAUGGAGCUCGAAUUCCCGGACGAGUACAAGUGGGGCAAAUGCGAGCCCUCUGCCCUGUUUACCGCGCCCACAUUCCUACGAAUCACCAAGGAUGCACAGAAACUUGCGCAGAAUUUGACGCGCGAAGCGCAGCGAGCCGACAUGCUUAUGAUAUGGACAGAUUGUGAUCGGGAAGGCGAGCAAAUCGGUCACGAAAUUGUACAGCAUUGCCGCGCCGCGCGGCCUGCACUUCGCGUUCAACGCGCGCGAUUUAGUGCUCUGAUACCCGGCCAAAUCCAGCACGCGGUGCGUACGCCCGUGGAACUGGACAUGAACGCCGCGUACGCCGUCGAGGCGCGGCAGCAGAUUGACUUGCGCGCAGGCGCUGCCUUUACGCGCCUGCAAACCAACGCGCUUGGUCGAACGUUGACGGCGUUGGACGGCAUGUUGAUCAGCUACGGCCCGUGCCAGUUUCCCACGCUUGGGUUUGUCGUAGAUCACUACAAACGAGUGCAGGCUUUUCUGCCUGAGCCAUUCUGGUACAUUGAUAUCCAGUACCGUGUGCCGCAAUUCGGCAACGUCGCGUUUCACUGGGCGCGCAAGCACCUGUUUGAGGAGCGGAUUGUACAAACGCUGCACAAGCGCUGUCGUGAUGCGGGAGCUGCUACUGUGACAAAAACAACGGAACGUCCGGUGACCAAGCGCAAGCCCACGCCGCUGACCACGGUCGAGCUGCAAAAGAGCGGGUCGCGACUUUUUGGCAUGGCGCCGAAGCGCGUGCUGGAUGUAGCAGAAGCGCUUUACCAGCGUGGACUUUUGUCUUAUCCACGCACAGAAACAGACCAGUACGAUAAGCAGUUUGAUUUCGCCGCUCUGCUCCAGAAGCAGGCCAGCGAUACUGCGUGGGGCGCGCUGGCCUUGCAGCUACUUGACUCGAUGCAAGGCACACCAACCGAAAAAGUGCGCUUCCAAACUCCCCGCAACGGAGGCAAAAACGACAAGGCGCACCCCCCCAUCCAUCCCACUAUGCAUGCCAACGGGCUCCAAGGCGACGAAAAGAAGGUGUACGACUACGUAACACGCCGGUUUCUCGGUUCCUGUGCGACCGACGCGGAAGGCGUAGAGUCUGCCGUGGACAUUACACUGGGCGACGAGCAGUUCCAUGCAUCGGGCACGAUUGUCAAGGCGCUCAACUACCUGUACAUAUUCACGUACGAAUCCUGGAAAGACAAGGCGAUGCCAGACUUUGCACAGGGCCAGCAGUUUAGGCCGACGGUGUGCGAGAUGAAAAAAGGCACGACGACGCGGCCGCAGCUCUUGACCGAAGCGGACUUGGUCAGUCUCAUGGACAAGAAUGGGAUCGGCACAGACGCGACGAUAGCAGAGCAUAUACGCAAGGUGAUCGACCGCCAGUAUGUCAUGCGGCAAAAGCAGGGCAAGGUUCACUAUUUAAUUCCGUCGACAUUGGGAAUGGGUCUCGUCGAAGGGUAUGGGAAAAUGGACGCUAGCAAGCACCUUUGUCAGCCGAUGCUGCGGCGCGCGACAGAAGAAAAGCUGGACCUUGUUGCCUCUGCCGCACUUACUCGCGACGCCACUGUGCAAGAGAGCAUGAGCGAGUACAAGUCCAUUUUCAUGUCCAUCAAAGACAAUUUUUCAACCAUCUGCCAAAGUGUCAGUGGCUUUUUAGACGGCACAAGAGAGAGCGCUGCGAUACCCGGCGCGCUGGAGCAAGGCGCAGAGUGCAGAGUGCCCACGCCUGCCAUACAGCACAGCAGGCCCAGCGCGCAAGCACGCCCCUACUGGGCGUGCGCAAAUGAGACGGACGGAUGUGCCAAGAAGCUCCAAGCGCGCACGGGAGACAAUGCGGGCCGUUAUUUCUACUGCUGCCCCAAAGAAAGCCAGCGCGCAAAUAUGGCUGCGCGUGCAGAAAACAACUACCCUGCUAUUGAUUCGCUCGAAUAUAAUCAUGAGUACUCAAGUAUACCUUCGUCGAACUUGGACGACUUGCACCAUUUCAUCGCACAGCGCUCGGGUCUCCCGAAAGAGCUCCAGAACGAGAAGUCGAGCAUGAACAUGCUUGGGCAUGAGCAUCUUGGGGCUGAGAGUGGUAUGCAUGUUAAUAUGCAAGGAGAAGUAAUGCACAACCACGGCAUGCGCCCCGACAGUUAUCCGAUCAACCAGCUAGAAAUGAUGCUGGGCGCUUCGUACAACGAGCAAGGUGUCGCGGACGCAAACCCUCUUUACUCCCACAUGCACGUAUCGCGCUCUUCUCAUCCCCAAUUUAUGGGCCAUGCGGAGAAACACGCCUCGUCGCACCCUCAGCCGAUGAAUAUGUUUCACGGUGUCAACGAACCAAAGGCAUAUGCACCGCCUCUGGAUACUACCGCCAUCACGCCUGCCAGUGUGUUCUCUACCAUAAGCAGUACAAGCACCAACGACUUUUUGUCGCCGCUCACGUCGCCGGCAUUGCAGCCGCAGACUUCGGGACACGGCAACGUAUACGGCAUGCAUGAGUCCGACCAAUUGCUCCUCCAGCAGGACCUAAUUUCGAGCAUCUCUGGAGCCCCGCCAAAUAAUCUCGUCCAUGGAUCUCCCUACACUCACCACGACGCCAGCACCGUCUCUCUCCCGAGCUCUGUGGGAGAAAACUACGUGGCGAGCACCAGCGUAUCCCCCGCACUGCGCCCCGAGCGCAAGCACAACAGACGCAACCGCAGCUCGGCGUCCCAGGGAAAAGCAAGCAAGGUACGGCCGUCGCCAUUGAUGAAGCCGGCGCAAAGCCCGAAGGUGGAGCCUAUCGGCGCAGGGUCCGUUUCCGUGUGGCAAGCAAAUACCCCGGGCAGUAUGACGAACGCAAAGAAACGCGAUGCAGGCGCGCCGCACGCCUCGCCAUCCCUUGGCGCACUUGAGUCUCUCUCGAGCACCAUGCAGGAGACGAGCGGGAUGACAAUGCCCGGCGCAUUCUCACCGAUUUCCAUGGGCGUGUUUGACCGCGUCUCUUCGCGUGGCAAUGUGAAACAGAGCCGCUCGCGGGGUAAGUUGAGCGAGGAAGGUUUGCGCAGUACAGUGGCCACUUCGAGCAAUCACUUGCGGAGCAACUUUGACACGAACGAAGGCAGUCUUGGCUAUACCCACAGCCCGUCUCCCGUGAACCUGGGCGGCAAUGCCCAGCAGUCUCCGCAAAAACCCGUUACGCCCGGCGCAAUUAUUGGAAUUAUGAACAACCGAUCCCCACAAGCAGCGCCCAUCCACCCUGAGCACAAUGAAUCGAUGCAUAUCAGCAGAUCCGCCUCGCUUAGCACGCCACCGCCCGCGGAUAUGUAUCCUCAGUACAAGCAGGGUACCUAUCCGUCGCAGUCCGCCGCAGUGAAUGCAGUCGCAGCGUCUGCACUGAUGAACGCAUCGCAUGCGCGGCCCGGUCUAUUUUACCAUGGCGCAGCGGGCAAUGUGCCCAAGCCAAUUCUCCCCGGUGGCCUCUCGUCCGAGGACCGACAUGCGUGGAUGAACUUGCGUCGCGUUGGUACCGGCGGCCUUGACCAGCGCCGCUCCUCGCACAAGGCUGCGGAGCAGAAACGCCGCGAUUCGUUGAAGCACUGCUUUGACGAGCUGCGCUGUCUCUUGCCGAUGAUUGUGCUCGACGAGAACGCCCCGGGCGGCUCCGUGCUGGGCCCUGACGGCACCAAAGAGGACCAAGUAACGGAAGGGUUUGAAGACACCGUUUCUUUCGAGGGAGGCGACGCCAGCAGGGAGGGUGCCAAGUCAAGCUUGGCGUCCUUGUCGCCAGAGCAGGCGCACGAAGCGAACCGCGCAAUUGCUAAAGUAUUGUUGCUUCGCCACAGCAACGAAUACCUCGUGCGGCUUAAGCGGCGGAUCGAGCGGCGCGACCAAGCGCUGCACGACCUAAGCGAGGAAGUGGUUCGACUCCGGUCCGCAUUGGGCGUGCAAAGCGACAUGCCCUUGCAUCACCAUGCGGCGAAGGCCGACACGGUGGAUGAUUUCGAAUCGCUUUCUUUGGCCGGCGCAGCACGCGCGCAACCCGGCACGGAGCACAAGGCGUACCAGGAUGACAAUGCUACGCCGGCGCGACAUGGCAUGGACUUGGCUGGAUAG
Malassezia vespertilionis is the source of this 4305-nucleotide messenger RNA. RefSeq names its product DNA topoisomerase (gene TOP3). The coding region runs from base 1 to 4305 and encodes 1434 amino acids. The record is from RefSeq and is a predicted model, not a curated record. Gene Ontology annotation, biological process: DNA topological change. Lineage: Eukaryota; Fungi; Basidiomycota; Malasseziomycetes; Malasseziales; Malasseziaceae. The transcript is spliced from 6 exons. Gene Ontology annotation, molecular function: DNA topoisomerase type I (single strand cut, ATP-independent) activity; DNA binding; protein dimerization activity. Gene Ontology annotation, cellular component: nucleus.